Messenger RNA from Wyeomyia smithii (pitcher-plant mosquito), 1488 nucleotides. RefSeq lists its product as uncharacterized. Lineage: Eukaryota; Metazoa; Arthropoda; Insecta; Diptera; Culicidae. Gene Ontology annotation, biological process: DNA integration. Bases 1 to 1488 code for a protein of 495 amino acids. Gene Ontology annotation, molecular function: nucleic acid binding. The transcript is spliced from 5 exons. The record is from RefSeq and is a predicted model, not a curated record.
AUGUCUCCGCUGGUGCUGACCCACUACAAUCCUCAGUUGGACAUCGUGGCGUCUGCCGACGCAUCUUCAAUCGGUAUCGGGGCCAGAAUCGCACACCGGUUUCCCAACGGCACCGUGAAAGCAAUUUGUCACGCCUCCAGAAGCCUAACCCCAGCCGAAACAAAUUACAGCCAGAUCGAGAAGGAGGGGCUGCAACGUUGGGCGCUGACUCUUCUCCUAUGCAACUUUUCCAUCGAAUACGUGUCGACCAAUAGUUUUGGUUACGAAGAUCUUUUAUCGAGGCUGAUGAACACCCACUUUCGGCCUGAUGAGGAGUACGUAAUAGCAUCGAUCGAGCUGGAAAGUACGUUCCACGAUGUUGUUAAUCAAUCACUGGAAGUCUUCCCGCUCACAUUCAAGUCGAUCCAGGCAGAAACCAGAGCGGUUCCUGUUCUCCAAAAAGUGCUUCAGCACGUCCAGCAAGGCUGGCCGACUAAGAAGACAGACGUCGCCGGCUCAUGCCAGCAAUUCUAUCUUCGUAAAGACGGGCUGUCAGUCAUUCCCGGCUGCCUUCUCUACGGUGAGCGACUGAUAAUUCCUUCGAAGUACCAGAAAAAGGUCCUCCAAUUGUUGCACAAGGGCCAUCCAGGUGUCGAACGAAUGAGAGCGGUGGCACGUAGCAACUGUGCUCGGGUUGCCAAAACCAACACUAGAACCAACUUGGAGUCCUGGCUCGCAUCCAAAAAGCCCUGGCAGAGACUGCAUAUUGAUUACGCUGGUCCUGUUGAUGGUUGGUUCUACCUCAUCCCGGUCGAUGCAUACUCGAAAUGGCCGGAGGUCGUCCGAACUCGUCAAACGACAUCGCCAGCUACCAUUGAAAUUCUGGAGGGCAUCUUCGCUCGCUUCGGAAACCCGGAGACACUGGUUUGCUACAAUGGACGCCAGUUCAUCAUCGAGCAGUUCGAGGAGUUCUGCGACACCAAAGCGGAAGGAGAGGGCCUCACCGAAGCAAUCAACACCUUCUUGUUAUGCUACCGUUCUACGCCCUGCCGAAGCGCUCCCGAGGGAAAAUCACCUGCCGAGAUAAAGCUUGGUAGAACGAUACGCGCUUCGCUCGAUCUGCUUAGACCACCAACUGCAUUUCACAAAACAGAUCACUCCAAGCAGGACGACCAGUACAUUGUACAACCGCAAGCAUGGAACUCCGUAAGCGAUGUGGAUGAAGCCGAAAUAGCUGACAAGAGGCAGCCUACGCAAGUACCACUCGACAUUCUACUAGAGUCAUGGGGCCUGGAUCGAAGUCCAGCAGACGAAACUGAAUCGAUCUUCCAAUCGAAUCCGUAUGCGCCUCCCGGAAACAAGCCAGUGCAACCAGAUGGACUGCCCCCGAACUCUAAUCCUCGCCUUAAUCGGAAAAAGAAACUGCAACGACAACCAUUAGUAACUCGCCAAUCCUCGCGCAGCCGGAGGUAUCCCGUGAGAUAUGACCCGUACCAUCUGUACUACUAG